CAAACAAAAUCUAUGCUCGAUUAAGUUUCUCACAGUCUAAACAGAAUGAAUUUCAUUAUUGAAAGUUGAUUUUGGCAUCUCAGCGGUUUGUGAUGAAAUGGUACUUAUCACCUUUCAACUGCACCUGACUGGAGCAGCUGUUUUUGGUCUGUGCGCGCUACAUUAUCAGGGUGGUUUCGGAAGUGAUCUAGGAUUUCAUGCACUUCAAAUUACAGUUGCAUUUAUUUUUUGGCCCAACUCUGAUUAUUUCCAACUCUUGCAGGACACGUGAAAUGAGCGGGUGGCUCCGAAACAGCUCAUCUGUUGGACAAUAAAGGAAUGUCCUUUAUAAGAUUUGCUGGCGCCUUGUGAAACACCUACUGCUGCAGUCAGCGAAGGAAGUUGGAGAUCAAGUCAUCCUCAUGACACGUUGGAUGAUGCGAAAAAAGAAGCGUUCGUCUGCAGCUAACGAGGACCCAGCAACCGCCUUAGCCACCAAGCCAAAGAAGAGUCGUGCCACUGCUCGACAGACCAAAGAUGCCCCAGAGGAAACAGUGGGCGGUGUUUUUGCCUCUUUUCUCCGAGAGGCUGGUGUCACGCUGAAGCAAGGAGGGACGCCCAAUGAGAUUUCUGUGGACCAAGUUAUUUUGCAAAAAAGGAUCCAGCAAAAACUACAAAAGAGUCCGCGGUACCCUGGUAUAAUUCAAGAAUUUAUUUCGGGAUUGGAGUCUUACAUCGAGGACCUGGAGAGGUUCAGAAACUGUCUCCUCCCGUGUGCUCCACGAUUGCCGGAUGGAGAGUCAAGUUGUGUCAGCUCCUUUCAGGAGAGUCUGCUUCGCAUGCUUUUAGGCAUCGAGUUGUUACAGACUCUGAUCAUAAACACUUUACUUGAGAAAAUCCCGGAGUUUAUGCUUGAUGGUACUGGUGAUUUGGGUCUCAGCAUUCCCCGUAUAAUUAUAAACCAACUGAAAUGGCUGGACCGAGUGAUGGACAGCAAGCAACUGGCCGCCAAGCUGAUGGAGCUACUCUCCGUGGCUCCAGUGGACGUGCAGUGUGACAUAAUCACCAGUCUGCCUGAAAUUCUGGAAGAUUCUCAGCACAAUGAUAUUGCGAGAGAGCUCAAUGUUUUGCUGAAGGAGAACACACAGCUGACUGUCCCCAUCCUUGAUGCGCUCUCCAGCCUGAGCCUCAGUUCAUUGUUACUCACUGAGGUUCGUGAAUCUGUUAUGGCCACUUUGUCUGCUGUUCGACUGCAAGAUCUUCCUGUGGUGGUGAAGUUCAUUCUGCACUCACUCUCAUCUUCCGACGCAUUUGAGGUGGUAGCUAAUCUGCGUAAGAAGCUACAGCUGGAUGAGUGUGUGCUCCCCCCAGGCUUGCAAGCAUCCCAAAACAAACUGAAGGGCAAAGCAGCUCAAGGUUCCUCACAGUUCAACACUGAUGGCAGCCAAGAUGUAGUUGCGCUGUUAGUAGACGCCAUCAAGUCAGCAGUGCGAUUCCAGAAAUCCACAUCCGAGGCAUGGAUCAAGGCAAUCGAGUCUGUCGAGGAAGCAGAAGACCACAAGGUCAUAGAUCUGCUGGUGCUCUUCAUCCUUCACUCCACCAAUGCCAACCAGAGCCGGAAGGGAGCAGAGCGAUUGCUGAAAGUCAAAGUUCGGACUGGGUUAAUCCUAGAGGGCUUGCUCCAGAAGACGUUCAAGAACAAUGCCACGGUCCUGCGUGCGUACUUUCCCUCCAUCCUGGCUCUGGCUCAGAGCUUGCUGCGCUCACCCGAUCCUUGUGUGGGCCCCUUUGGUGGUCUGAUGUAUCGACACUCCUUUUGUACCUUUGAUUCAUACUGCCAGCAGGAGGUGGUGGGUUCUCUGGUGACCCAUGUGUGCAGUGGAGUGGCCAGUGAGGUGGACAUGGCUCUGGAGCUACUCUGCGGCCUGGUCACAGACAAGCCCUCUGACAUGGCGUCUUAUGUUGUUUUUGUCAAGGGAAUAUUAGACUACAUGGACAACCUCACCCCGCAGCAGAUCCGCACGCUGUUCCACCUUCUAAGCCGAUUAGCUUUUGGGGAACAACAGGGAUCUCAUAUCCAGGAUGACAUGCACAUCGUGAUCCGGAAACAGCUCUCCAGCACCGUCCCCAAGUACAAGCGCAUUGGUAUCAUUGGUGCUGUUAUGAUUGUGGGCAGCAUGGGGACCCUCAGGCAAAAAGAGAAGGGGACUCAAAAAGGGGCUUUAUCGCCAGACACAGUCAGACAGGUGUCUGCCCUGUUAGAUUUGGUUCACUCCAGCAGUGAAAGUUCACCUGAAGCUUCGGCUCUGUAUUAUGAUGAGCUGGCAAACCUGAUACUGACCUGUGACCUAGACCGACAAGUCCAAGAAAAGAUUGCACUCAGUGUUCUGGAUAGCUUCCAGGAUGACUUUGUCGUGGAUCUUGGGCCUGAAAUCUCAGGGUCCUUCCCAUUUCCUGCCAAGGUGAUGUAUAACCUGGAUGAAGAUGAUAGUCAAGGUGGCAUCGCCAUAAACCUGCUGCCACUUCUCACUCGAGACAUUCAGAUGAAAGCCGAGCAGCAGAGUGAGAAGAGGACGGAAAAAAACAGGAGAGUCUCGCCUCUCUGUCUGUCCCCUUUUUUCCGGCUGCUACGUCUGUGUGAGGAAAAGCAGCACCAGGGAGACCUGGAGGAAAUUGACGCCUUGUUGGGCUGCCCACUGAUCUUAAUGGACAUGGAUGUUGUCGACAAAAUGGAGAGCCUGUCGAAGUCAGAAAGAGAGUUUACCUGUGCCUUGCUGUUUCAUACCAUCAACUGGUUCAGAGAGGUGGUGAACGCCUUCUGUCGACAAAAGGAAACUGAGAUGAAAAUGAAAGUGAUCACACGUCUGCAGAACAUCACGUAUCUCCAGACGCUCCUGGAAAAAGCUUUGCUUGGCAUUCCUGGCUUUAUUCCGCCGGUGGCCAACUUUGAUGGUGACAGCAGUGACAUCAUUUUACCGAAUUCAUCUCUUCCUGCUAGCAAGGCCAAGAAAGAUGGACGAGGGAGGAAGAGGAAGGCCUCGCCUAAAAACACUUCUGGAAGCACUUCUCAGCUUGAAGAGGAAAUGGAGGUGGAGGACAGUCACCAGCUGGAACCCUGCGAGAAAGGGAACGAGAAAGAGAAGGAGAACAAGCAAGUAGUCAACAUGGGACCGUACCGGCAGUUCUUUAGGGAACUUGACAUGGAGGUUCUCAGUGUGCUGCAGUGUGGCCUGCUGUCACGAUCUGUGUUGGAUUCUGAGCUUCACACAAAGGUGCAGGAAGAUGUGCUUCUGGGUCCUGCUGAACUGGUCUUCUUGCUGGACGAUAUGCUACGAAAACUGGAGUUCUGUCUGACUGCCACUCCUGCCAAAAGAGUCCCCUUCCUCAAGGCUCGGGUCGACAGAAGUAUUGGCUUCUCCCACCUGCAGCAGCGCAGUACCAAGGAUAUCGCUUCUUUCUGCGUUCAGCUGCUGCCAGCUCUUUGCUCACAUCUGGAAAAUUGCCACAAUUUCUUUCAGACGCUGUUGUCAGAAAACAACGGUGUCGUUGAUGGACCUGCCACGGAUGUUGAAGAACACAAGCUGAUGUCUUCAGCCUACCAGCUGCUCCUUCAGGUCCUAAAUACCUCUUUCAGUUGGUCUGGCUUCAGCCACCCAGGGCAGCGGGGCUUACUUAAGAAGGCUCUGGCUGUUCUAGCUGGCAGGAUAAAAGAGAGAAGUGCUGAGCCAAAUCUGGAGCAGCUUGUGAAACACAGCUUUGAGUACCUGUUGAACUUCCGCGACACCAUCCCGAACCUGAGCACGGCAGUGUGCCUCUCCCAGCUUCUGUCUACUGUCUCUGAGAAAGGAGGAAGCCCUGCCUCCUUCAGAUUGCAACUUGCGUCUCUUGCGCAGAGUUUCCUGAGCCAAGCUUGGGUGACGCCCAGUGGGGAGAAGGAGCGAGGGAACAAGUUCAAUGAAGCACUACAUGCUGUUCUGAGCACCUACCUGGAACAUGUCGAAGAUGUCAUGAAUGCCAUAGAGGAGAUUUCUGGGGAAGGAAUUUCUGAGAUUAUUAACGCUUCGAAAGACGAGAGCUCCACGACCUGGCCGACUCUCAGCAGACAAACCUUCCUAGUAUUCUACAAGGUCUUGAUGGCAGAGCUGGAUAAAGCAGUCCGCAAGAUCCCUCCAGGAAAAAUAAGUGACACCCCUCAGGUUCAGAGUGAGAAGCUGCUCACCUGGAACAUAGCCGUCAGAGAUUUUCAUGUCCUGGUCAACUUAGUGAAGGUCUUUGACUCGAGGCCGGUGCUUAAUGUGUGCCUCAAGUAUGGCCGUCUCUUUCUGGAGUCGUUCCUGAAAUUGGGAAUGCCGUUGCUUGACUACAGUUUCAAAAGACACAAGGAGGACAUCCAAAGUUUGCUGAAGACCUUCCAGCUCAGCACCAGGCAGCUGCAUCACUUGUGUGGACAUUCUAAGAUUCACCAGGACACCAGCCUGACCAACCAUGUGCCAGCUUUGAAGAAAAGUCUGGAGCUAUUCAUUUACAGAGUGAAGGCCAUGCUGACCCUCAACAACUGCCAGGAGGCAUUUUGGAUGGGCAACCUCAAGAAUCGCAACCUGAAGGGAGAGGAGAUUCUUUCCCAGAGUGCACAAGCAAGCGAUGAGGAAGAGGAUGAGGAAGGCCGACCUGCAAUUCCUGCUCAGGAUCAGUCAGAGGACGAGGACAGUGACGCUGACGGAAACAACCGGGUGACCGAAGAGGCAGAUGGUGCACUGGAUUCAUCUGAUGACUCUGACUGACACUGUCAGAGACACAAAGGUUGUCUUGAGAUUUAUAAAGGUUCAAUAAUGUUGACGCAGUCAAUGGCUGGAUUUUAAAGCAGUACAUCAUUUCAUUUUAAGUAAACUCAAACUAUUAAUUCAAUUACUGAAAAAAAAGAUGACAAUGUCGUAGCAGCUUUCAGCUCACAGCCCUGGUACAUGUACACGCUCACAUAUGAGAUAUGGACACGGAUAUGAUCUGCCCAUUUGCAAGUGAAAACUACAAGCAAAUUCUGUAAUUGAUUUGACUCGCUCCUGUUCUUUUCCUUACAAUGAGAUUCUCUUGACAAAAACAACAUUCUGGUGAAUUUGUUGCCCAAGACUGAACACUGAGGUCUUUGUUCCAAGUAAAGCUGAGGGAAAGUAGCAGCUGUGAUUAGAGCGAUCUCUUGAUAAACCCCCUCUGCUCUUUGAUGCUGAGUUACAUGAACACAUUAAAGCCUUCGCUCUGCAGCGUCUCCUGGAUUUGCUUUAUAGAUAUGAGAAAUGUUUCAGGUUAGGCCGUCGAGCUAAUGUUCACCGUGUUGCAUCAGUUAGGAUUCAGAUGUUUCCAACUGUUGCGUAAGUGUUUCACAAGUCGGUUCGCGAGUAAACAAGUCUAUUUUGUUGCCAUUGUCGGCAUUAAAAUAUCUGUGAAAACAAUUAUGCAACAGAAGGACACACAGAAACAUCAACCGUGGUCAUAAUUCUGUUUGUAUUAAAUGUGUUCUUGUUCAUUUAAUUACUUCAAUGAGUAACGUCUUCAGUCGCUACUACGUUCAGGUCCUAAAAUUCUGCGAAUAACUGUUAACACAAAAAAGUGACAAUGCUCUGGGUAAAAUCAGAUCAGAAAUGGAGAUGAUUAUUGAAGGGGUUUCAAGUCACAUUUAUUGUUUUCAGUCACGAAGACCGAGGGGAGAUUUACUGCUGAGCUCAGUGAUGUCAGCAAGGUGGCAACACUAGAAAGGCAAUCGAACAGCAACUAGGAAGGCAGAGAGGCAAUGCGUACCUCCAUGCAAUGUCAUUGUCCAAACAGAGAGAGGCGCUUUGACCAACAAUGACUUAAUGCUGCUCAGUAAUGCAAUCUAUGGAGCAUUUCGUUAAAAAUAAAAACCAUCCUCUGCAAUCUAGCAUCAAUCUAAGAGCCGCCAAAAUGAAUGAAAC
Synchiropus splendidus (mandarinfish) is the source of this 5924-nucleotide messenger RNA. It is a transcript of the gene fancd2, whose product is annotated as FA complementation group D2. The record is from RefSeq and is a predicted model, not a curated record. Bases 402 to 4760 code for a protein of 1452 amino acids. Gene Ontology annotation, biological process: double-strand break repair involved in meiotic recombination; interstrand cross-link repair; homologous chromosome pairing at meiosis. Gene Ontology annotation, molecular function: DNA polymerase binding. Lineage: Eukaryota; Metazoa; Chordata; Actinopteri; Syngnathiformes; Callionymidae. Gene Ontology annotation, cellular component: condensed chromosome; nucleus. The transcript has 45 exons.